GGUGCUCUGCAGGAGCUGCUGCUGAACAAUCCCUCAUUGCUGCGAGAUGACCAACAUUGAAGACCUGAUUGCGCUAAUGGAUGUAGGCCGGUGUGUGGGCAUCCAGAUAACCAACAACACCAGAGAUGUGACCCUCGAGUACCCCAGGACUUACUGUUUCAGCGGCCGGGCCAGGAAAGACCCUGUGCCCCAGAUCCACCCCGGCUCCUCUGAGAGCUGUGUGUUUGUGAAAACAAGCUACACGGCCCGCGGGAGCGUCGGGGUGCUGAGCUACGAGUCCGACGCCUUCACCCUGGCCAUCAUGUUCUCCAACCCCUUCGACCACAUUCUCUACAACACUGAGUUUGCCAUCGAGCUCUUUGCUGGCAGGAAGCACUUUGACAGCAUGGAGAACCUGUACCAUUAUAUGUACAGCAAGGUCCCACUCUAUACGUGCGAGUCCUACAGGAAAGAGAAGCUCGAGGAUCUGGAUGGCAAGCUGGAGGUGACCAAUGAGAAGAUCCAGGUGAAGGCCACUAUGUCCAAGCAAAAAAAAUCCAUCAUUAAAAUACAGAUUGAGCAAAAAGAUCCCUGCCCGCCCUACACUGCCUGCUCAGGCAGCCCAGGGAAAUGGCCCAAUGUGCCAGACAAGGGGGCUGCUGGUGGGAAAUAGUGACUUUCUUUCUCCCAGCUUGAGUAGACAGUGAUGUGCUAGCUCUACUUGAGUUAGUGCAUUAAGAAUGGCUAGAGCGGUGUGGGUGGUGGGAAGAGCUAGUCACCCAAGUGCACUCUCACCUGACCUCCCGGGUAGGUACUCAGGCAGCUAGCCUGAGCUGCUGCUCAUGCCACAGUGUCCACACUGCUAUUUUUAGUGACUAGGGCAUGUCUGGCUACCCAGGCUGGGCAGUACCCAGGCCUCCAGCAUUUUAUCAUCAUUUUGUAAAAAAAGUUUUGUUUCUUGCUUAUUUUUUAACCUCAGAAAUAACAGGUGUUGGCAUAUGAAGACCUGAAGUGUAAGCAUUUAUCAUGGUGAUAAAACUCCCAGAAAGCUUUGCAAAAAGUAAUGCUA
Molecule: messenger RNA, 1048 nt
Organism: Mauremys mutica (yellowpond turtle)
Lineage: Eukaryota; Metazoa; Chordata; Testudines; Geoemydidae
Exons: 2
Coding region: 47-652 (201 amino acids)
Biological process (GO): pore complex assembly; cytolysis in another organism; monoatomic cation transport
Cellular component (GO): pore complex
Molecular function (GO): channel activity
Source: RefSeq, a predicted model, not a curated record